AUGCUGUCAACGACGGCACUGCUCUUCAUUCUCCGCCUCUCCUGCCUGGCGAGGGCUGUCCCCAGCCCGCUCGGCGGAGAGCGGGAGGCAUUGCCAUCAACGACGACACACGAUUUCGAUGCCGUGGUUGUGGGCGGUGGACCGGCAGGACUGGCCGCGCUCAGUGCCCUCGGCCGCGUGCGACGCUCGGCGUUGCUCAUCGACUCGGGCGAGUAUCGCAACGGCCCUACGCGGCGAAUACACGACGUCGUCGGGUUUGACGGAGUGACGGCGGCGUACUUUCGAUGGUCGGCUCGUCAGCAGCUCGUCCACUACCGAACCGUCGAUGCCGUAAACGGAACCGUGACGAGCAUCCGGCCCGAGGCCAACGACACGUCCUUUACCGUCACGGCCAAGACGUUCCAAGGCUCGACUUCGACCUACACGGCUCGCAAGAUCGUCAUUGCCACCGGGCUGUGGGAUCUCCUGCCCCCCACGCCGGGCCUGCAGCAGAACUUCGGGCAGGGCAUCUACUGGUGUCCGUGGUGCGACGGCCACGAACACGCAGACCAGGCCAUGGGCAUCCUGGGCCGCUUCGACAAGACGGUAGAGGCCGUGGCCGAGGUGGCCACGCUCAACAGCGACGUCGUCAUCUUCGCAAACGGCUCCGACACGUACGAGAACCGGGCCCGCGCCGAGGCCGAGUUCGCCGAGAACUCGUCCGCGUACCUGGACAGGCGUCGGGUCAAGGUGGACAACCGGACCGUGACGCGCAUCACGAGGCUGCGAGACGGCCGGCGCGCAGAUAGGAACCCUGCGCUGCCGACUGCGCCCGAGUACGACUUGUUCCGCGUCGAGUUCGAGACGGGCGCUCCUGUUGAACGCGGCGUCCUGCUUACCGCCUUCGCGUGUGAGCAGCGGUCGAGCCUAGCCCGAAAGCUGGGCCUGAAGACGGACAAGAGCAAGAUUGUAGUCGACAAGGACAUGCGCACCAGCAUGCCGGGCGUGUACGCCGUCGGGGACGCGAACUCCGACUUGCGCACAAACAUCCUGCAUGCGCUGCACUCGGGGAAGUCGGCAGCCGUACAUCUUCACACCGAGCUCGAGAGGGAAAUCAGCAGAGGUCUGGCACCUCAUCAAGGUGCUUCGAGGCCGGGCGGCGCGGCGGGGAGCCCGGAGACGGGCGGCUCUUGGGACUCGGUCGACCAUGUCCAAGUACCUGGCCCUGACUCGCAAGCGAUUCUGCAUUCGUCGGAGACUGAUUAG
Messenger RNA from Metarhizium album ARSEF 1941, 1245 nucleotides. RefSeq names its product Pyridine nucleotide-disulfide oxidoreductase, FAD/NAD(P)-binding domain protein. Lineage: Eukaryota; Fungi; Ascomycota; Sordariomycetes; Hypocreales; Clavicipitaceae. The transcript has 3 exons. Gene Ontology annotation, molecular function: oxidoreductase activity. Bases 1 to 1245 code for a protein of 414 amino acids. The record is from RefSeq and is a predicted model, not a curated record.